This is a messenger RNA of Entamoeba invadens IP1, 4365 nucleotides long. RefSeq names its product protein serine/threonine kinase, putative. Gene Ontology annotation, molecular function: protein kinase activity; ATP binding. The transcript has a single exon. The record is from RefSeq and is a predicted model, not a curated record. The coding region runs from base 1 to 4365 and encodes 1454 amino acids. Lineage: Eukaryota; Evosea; Mastigamoebida; Endamoebidae. Gene Ontology annotation, biological process: protein phosphorylation.
AUGGAAACAUCUCUUCUUUUUGUUCUCACAAUACUCACAACAAUUUCAGUGGGUGUUUGGUGUAAUGAAGAUACUGUUAUAUUCUGUGAGAAAGGAAUUUCAUGUUCACGUGGUGUAUGUUUGAGUACUAACAAUGAAUUGGUAUUGAAUCGUUCGAAAAGUGGACUUACUAUCAUAUGCGAUGACAAAGAUUUCACAGUCACUGAGAAGAAAGUGUUGACAACUAAAAGUGAAACCAAAGAAGGGUCUAGUAAGUUAGAAGGAUGUGAGUAUGGUUCUGAUAUAUCUUGUGACAAAUGCCAAGAAGGAUAUUCACUUUAUAAAGAAGGCAUUCCACUUAUAUUUGUCUUGAAGUGCAGACGAUGUGAUGAGUUGGUGGACACUGGCUAUGAUUCAAAAAAGUACUACUGUGGGAAUUGUCACUCAAACACCACUACCGACCAAAAUCCAUUCUAUUGUUGUGAUGUGAAUUGCGCUGGGGACUGCAAAACAAGUAGUUGUAAAACGUGUGUUGCCGGGUUUGUUCUUGUGAAUUACAUCUGUAAAAGAUGUGACUUGAAUGUUGCCAAUUGUUUGUUGUGUUCUGAAGUCGGGAAAUGUGACACUUGUAAAGAUGGGUAUUACAUAUCAGAUGAUAAAACGCAAUGUAUUCAAUGUGAUAGUAGUUGUCUUGACUCUGUAUGUGACAAAAUAAAUGGGAAGUGUAAUUCCUGUGCUUCAAAUUUUGUGUUUUCAACGAGUAACAAAACAUGUGAAAAUUGUUCUGCUUUUGACACAAAUUGUAUGACUUGUAACACGCAAUUUGAGAGGAAGUGUGAGAAAUGUUUUACUGGUAAAUAUCCAGUACUUAAUUUAACUACGAAUGAACAACAAUGUGUUGAUUGUGACUCGACUUGUGACAAUCAAUGUAACACAGAAAAUGGGUUUUGUGAGGCUUGUGAAGAAAAUAAAGUACUUUCUAUCGAACACCCACUUUAUUGUGAUUCGUGUAAGACUUAUGACCAGCACUGUACAAUUUGUGCAACGGAUUUUUCAAGAAGUUGUAAUGUCUGUGAUGAAAACUAUUUUCCAAAAGACAAACAAUGCCACCCCUGUUCAAAUAUCACAAAUUGUGAGUCUUGUUUGAAUACAGUCGAACAAUGUACUCAAUGUAUAGAUCCAUACAUACUUCAAGAUGGGUACUGUGUUUCGUGCCAACAAAAUGAAUACAAAUUUAAUCAAACAUUCUGUCAGAAGUGUUUUGAAACAAUUGACAAUUGCAAAUUGUGUUCUACAACACAUGUUGGUAUUGCGGUAUGUACACUUUGUUACGAACCUUUUGUGGUUUUAAAUGGAAAAUGUAUUUCUUGUGGGAGCGAACACUUUUAUAACAAAACAAGUCUCAAUUGCCAAACACUUGAUAAGUGUAUCAGUCCACUAAAUUCAACAACGUGCCUCUUAUGCCAAACUGAUAGCUUUUUACUGGACAAUAUGUGUUUCAACUUUUGGGACUCAUGUGACACAAAUGGUUUUAACAACAAAACGCGAAAGGGAUGUGACUGUAACAACACCAUUUCAAUUAAUUCCAAUUGUGUUGAAAGUGUUGAGAACUGUAAGUAUUUCACGUCGACCAAUAAUUCUGGAAUUUGUGUUCUGUGUAACGACAAUUAUACUAAUGCCGAUGGUCUUUGUACUUUAAUUAACGAUACAAAGCGUACAUACAGAGACAAUAAAAUGUUCAAAUGUGGGAGUGGAGAAUAUUUGAGUAACACAAAUGAAUGUCUUCCUUGUGACAACAAUUACAAAGAGUGUUUUUCAUACAAUUCACAACAAUAUGUGUUAUCAUGUGCAAAAAACAAUUCAAUAAAUUACAAUUCCAAUGAAUGUUCUAAUGACAAGUUGUGUGAAACAGUAUCUGCAAGUACUUGUGCAAAAUGUUCUCACACAAAUUACAAUGUCAUCAAUGGAAUUUGUGAAAAAAGUGUUGUUGAUUAUUGUUCCGCAAGUGUAAAAGGGAUUUGUCUUUCUUGUGAUGAAAAUCACAUUUUGUCGAGUCCAACUCAUUGCAAGUCAACAAUUGACUUCUUUUGUGAGAAAAAAAGGGUUGAAAAGUGUCAAAAGUGUGUUUCUGGAUAUCACUUCUACCAGUAUAACACAGAUGAUUUUGAAUAUACUUUUUGUGAGAAAAAUGAUGACAAUUGUGAGAUCGAAUUUGAGCUUGGGAAGUGCAAGAAGUGUAGUAUAAACGCUUUACUUUCUGAUGGACUUUGCAUUCCUCUUGAUGUUCCAAGCGAAUUGAACGACACUCAAGAGUAUACAAAUGAAAUGCAAUAUCCAUUUUACAACCCCAAGACUCAACUAGAUGAUACAGAAAAGUGCAUUAUUAAUAGUUCACUUGGGUGUAUGCGUUGUGUUGAUACAUACUAUUUGUCUUCUUCUGAAGGUGCGUUGAGAUGUCUUCAAUGUAGCGAAAACUGUUUAGAGUGUUACAAUAGCACAUAUUGUUUGUCGUGUUCCAGAGGGUAUUACCUUGACUCUAAGAAGACAUGUCAAUCCAAUAAUGUUCUCAGCACCACAUGUAAACAACUUAUCAUUGAAGGAGAUGGAUGUGCUUUGUGUAAAACUGGGUAUUAUCGUGUUGAAAGAGAAUGUCUACCAUGUGAUACGUCUUGUGAAACGUGUAACCAAGGUGACACAUGUUUAACGUGUCGUAGUGGCUACUUUAAAAUCUCUGUUGAAUCUCCUUUAUGCCAAACAUAUUCAAAUUUGACCAAUUGCAUUUCAAAAGAUGACACUGGAUGUCUUCAGUGUGAACCGGGGUUUUAUCUUCAUAAUAGCCGUUGUAACAAAUGUGAAAUGCGUUGUACAACAUGUUCCUCGUUAUCCAUUUGCACUUCUUGUAAAGACGACAAUGUUUUGAGAAGUGGAAUUUGUACUCCGUACACAUUAAUUGAGUUCUGCAUACGAUCAGAAAACAGCAUGUGUGUGAAAUGCAGUGGAUGGUAUCAUCCAAAUGACAGUGGAGAUCGUUGUGAGUUAGGUUUGAAUUAUGGAGUUAUAAUUGGUGUACCUCUUGCUGUUAUUAUAAUAUGUAUUAUAUUGCUUAUAAUUGUAUUUAUUAUAAUACAAAAAGUCCUACAAGCCAGACGUCGUUCAAAACAGGCGAAACUGAACCUGACUAUAUUCAAAAUCAAAAACUCGAACUCCCCACUCUCCUUCCUUCUUGGUGAUAAAAUAGUUGCGAACAUGGAAUGUCUCAAAUUUGAUGAAAAUGUAGAAGAAAUUCCCGUGUUGUCUGAGACCCGAGAAGUCAUCUGCAUUGGCAACAAAACAAAGCACAGUGUUCUCAUACAAUUUUCAGUACGAUCCGAAAUCGACCAAUUUUCAUUUCGAUUUGUUCCAAAUACUGUACGUCUUCGAAAAGAUGAGGCUUGUGAGUUUGAGGUAUUCAUCACCCCUUACUGUACAUGUGAGAUCAAAGAUCAAAUAGCUGUCGUGUUAAUCGAUUUAUCUAACAGCCAAGAAAUUGUUGGUAGGUUACGAGUAGAAACCAAGACUGAAUUAACGACACGACUUGAUUAUCGUGAAUUGACAGAAGGGAAGAAGUUAGGACAAGGAUCCUUUGGAAUAGUUUAUAAAGGUAUUUUUAGAGGAAAAUCGGUUGCUAUUAAGAAGAUGAAACAGUCGUACAACGAUGAAAAGAUGAUGAAAGAGUUUAUAAAAGAAGUGUCGAUGUUAGACAAGUUUCGAAACGAGUAUAUUGUACACUUCUAUGGUGCUGUUGUUAUACCAAAUAAGAUCUGUAUGGUCACUGAAUUUGCACAAUAUGGGUCUUUACAGGAUGUCAUAAAUAAGAGGACUGAUAACCCACUUAGUUUGGAGUUGAGAAUAAAAAUUGUUUUAGACGCUUCAAGGGGCAUUUUGUACUUACACCAAAAUGGGAUAUUACACAGAGACAUCAAACCUGAUAACAUUUUGGUGAUUUCACUCGACUCCGAUGUCAAAGCUAAUGCUAAACUGACUGACUUUGGGGCAUCAAGAAAUAUCAAUUCAUUGGUGAACAACAUGACAUUUACUAAAGGAGUUGGUACACCAAAGUAUAUGGCUCCUGAAGUGCUAGAAGGUCAGAGAUACACAGAAAAGGCCGACGUAUUUUCUUUGGCAAUAAGUGCUUACGAAGUUAUUGGGUGGGUCGAUUGUUACCCCAAAAAAUUAUUUCAUUUUCCUUGGGAUAUUGCUACCUUUAUCGCGAAAGGGGGGAGACGUCCAAAAACACCAAAUAUGAGUGAUGAAGUAUACAAUUUGAUUCAGCAAAUAUGGAACAACGACCCGUCCCAAAGAAUUGGUGUUGAGAUGUUUAUUGACGAAAUGUCUCAAUUGGUGUAA